Effrenium voratum is the source of this 990-nucleotide messenger RNA. The record is from the annotation of a GenBank genome assembly. Lineage: Eukaryota; Dinophyceae; Suessiales; Symbiodiniaceae.
GUGGGUGAUGUUCGGAUCAUGGUGGACAAGAGCGGGAGCUGCAAGGGCAUCGCCUGGAUCACCUUCGGCACGCAGCAGGGCUUCCUUGAGGCGGUGAGCUGGAGCGGCUGCGACUUUGGCGGCCGGCGCCUCGAGAUCAAAGCUGGCAAGCAGUUCCACACGGGCGUGCGGCCCUCGGUGCAGGCGCAGGGCACUCACACGCCCGCGCUGUGCACGGAGGUGGUCAAGAAGCUGGUGGCGCCCAACCCAGGCGGGCUCUACGUGGACGGCACCUUCGGUCGGGGCGGCCACAGCCGCGCCAUGCUGGCGGCGAUGUCCGGCUCUGGGCAGCUGCACGCCUUCGACAUGGACCCGGAAGCCAUCGCUGUGGGCAAGGAGCUUAUGGAGGCGGAUGAACGCUUCACCAUCCACCACGCACCCUUCAGCUCCAUGAAGGCGCGGCUGAAGUCUGAAAGGCCGCCGUCGGGAGUCCUCUUUGACUUGGGCAUCUCCUCCCCUCAGUUCGACGAUGCCCACCGGGGCUUUCGGCCUGAGGCGGACGGUCCCUUGGAUCUGCGCUUCGACCAGAGCCAGGGGCAGACGGCCUGGGACUUCCUCAUGUCCUCCCCCCACGAGGAGAUUGUCCGGGUCCUCUCGCAGUAUGGGGAGACGGCAGAUGCCGCAGCGGCCCGCCGCAUCGCCGACGUGGUCUGCUUGGCACGGAGCCGGAACGCGCUGCCGCGCCGGACGCGGGAGUUUGCGGCACUGGUGGCCCAGGGCAAGGGGCCGGAGUACCAAGCGAUGCAUCCCGCCAAGCUGACCUUCCAGGCGUUGCGGAUUCACUUGAACAACGAGUUCGAUGAGAUGCGGAGGGGCAUUUGCGCAGCGUUCGGGCUGCUGGGCGAGGGCGGGCGCAUCGGCCUCAUCUCGUGGAAGCACUCGGAGUGCCACAUCAUCAUGGACAUCUUCCGAUCUCUGGAAGCUGUUCGUGACAAGGAGAUCCCCUCUUGA